Messenger RNA from Pelmatolapia mariae (spotted tilapia), 5513 nucleotides. It is a transcript of the gene htr4, whose product is annotated as 5-hydroxytryptamine receptor 4. Gene Ontology annotation, molecular function: G protein-coupled serotonin receptor activity. The transcript has 8 exons. Lineage: Eukaryota; Metazoa; Chordata; Actinopteri; Cichliformes; Cichlidae. Gene Ontology annotation, cellular component: plasma membrane. The coding region runs from base 245 to 1435 and encodes 396 amino acids. The record is from RefSeq and is a predicted model, not a curated record. Gene Ontology annotation, biological process: adenylate cyclase-activating adrenergic receptor signaling pathway; chemical synaptic transmission; regulation of appetite.
CGUCUCGCUGUGUUCUGCCGUGACCUCCGCGCGCACACGGAGGAAGCGCGCAGGGAUGACGUGUGUGAGGGAGUCGGAGCUCUUUGGCCGUGGAGCGAUGUCACGCUCAGAUUUCUGCGAGUUUCCGUGUGAAACGCAGACGUGAUCACGCAGCGUGGAUUACUCACCUGUCUGCGGACACUGAUCGGUAACGGACUGUGAGUGCAGCGGAACCGGAUCCUGGACUCUCAGCAUUUAUGGUCACAUGAAUGUCAGCGCUGCAGGCCAGAUGCCGGCGAUGGCGGAGCUCAGUGGUGAGAGCGAUAGCAUGCCAAAGCGGAUGGCCCUGAUCUGCUUCCUGUCUCUGGUCAUGCUGAUGAGCAUCUUUGGAAACCUGCUGGUCAUGGUGGCCGUCUGCAAGGACAGACAACUCAGGAAAAUCAAGACCAACUACUUCAUCGUGUCGCUGGCGUUUGCCGAUUUGCUCGUGUCGGUGCUGGUGAUGCCGUUCGGCGCCAUUGAGCUGGUCCACCAGCACUGGAUCUACGGCGAGACCUUCUGUUUGGUGAGGACUUCUCUGGAUGUUCUGCUCACCACCGCGUCGAUACUACACCUGUGCUGCAUCGCCCUGGACAGAUACUACGCUAUCUGCUGCCAGCCUCUGGUCUACCGGAACAAAAUGACACCCAUGCGAGUGGCUUUAAUGAUCGGUGGCUGCUGGGUCAUUCCCACUUUCAUCUCCUUCCUGCCCAUCAUGCAGGGCUGGAACAGCAUCGGCAUCGACCACCUGAUUAACGAGCGGCGCUUCAACAACAGCAGCAACACCACGUCCUGCGUCUUCAUGGUCAACAAGCCGUACGCGCUCACCUGCUCCUUGGUGGCCUUCUACAUCCCUCUGGUCCUCAUGGUGCUGGCCUACCAGAGGAUCUACAUCACAGCCCGGGCGCACGCCCUGCAGAUCAGCAUGCUGCAGCGGGCCGGAGGAGCUGGUACCAGUGCCGCCGGGACUUCUGGUGGGGUCGGCGCCGGUGCACCGGAUUCUGCCGACCAUCAGCGCAACCACCGCAUGCGAACAGAAACUAAGGCGGCAAAGACGCUGUGCAUCAUCAUGGGCUGCUUCUGCCUGUGCUGGGCGCCGUUCUUCGUUACCAAUGUGGUGGACCCCUUUAUAGACUACACCGUGCCCGAACAGCUGUGGGCUGCCUGCCUGUGGCUGGGCUACAUCAACUCCAUGCUGAACCCCAUCCUCUACGCGUUCCUAAACAAGUCCUUCCGCCGUGCCUUCCUCAUCAUCCUGUGUUGCGGGAGGCAGAGGUACCGCAGACCGUCCAUCCUCGGCUCCGGCGCUCCGUGCACGGCCACGCAGAUCAACGGCUCCACGCACGUGCUCAACGGCUGUUCCUCUGCCUCCAAGCUGCUGCUCUGGUUCUGCAACACCAGACCAGUGCCUGUCUAGCUGCUGUCUGUCUCAAGGCUCUAUCAAGUAUUGCGUGCUCCACAAUGGGAACCACUCAGAGCAGGAGAAGAAGUCCCUGCACACCCACAUAGAGUCUCACGAGUCCUGCUUGUGACCAACGACACGGACACCGCCGCCUUCACACAUCUGGAGCUGAAAUCCGUCAUCGAUGCUACGAAUCCAGAGCCCAGCAGGACUUUAGCGGUGUGUCAGAGGGGCGGGGCACUGCCAGUGGGCCAUCUGGUUUCAAAGCUCCACCGAGACUUGACCCGCCCGUGAGGCGUGCAUGUAAAGCCAGCGCUGUGUCGCGUUGGUUCUGUCGUCCGCAGAGGCCGGGUGACCCCAAGCGGAACCAGGACGGCGAUGACAUCAGCGGGCCGCUGGCCACCACACAUGGCGGUGGCGUCUGUAGGAGGAUGUGAUUAAUGACUUGGAAGUGAAUCAUGUGGCCAAAGCGUUCUGAUGACACUCAGCGGACCCGUUUGUGAUUGCGUUGAUUCCACGAUCUCCCUGUAAAUGAGCCUUUAAACCAAGUGUUUCAGUUUCUAACUGUGCUUUUUCUGAAUAUCCACACAAAGUCUCAUGAAUCCUCACUCGGCCGAGAGCAAAAGGCUGCGUUUAAGCCUUGAUUUAAACUGUCCAAGUGCAUUAUUACAGAGGCUGGUGUGCUCAUACGCCACCAUCUGAGUGAUUGUCUCUCUUCCACAGUGAGAGCUGCAAUGAGUGAUUGGAAGUGUUGGUCGUUUCGGUGUUGUCAGAGGUGUUUGUGAGGCUCUCAAAGGUGAUUCAGCCCGUGUUACAUCCAUCCCACCCUGACGCACCACGUCCCCUCUGCAUAAACAAGUGUCUGCAUUUGCUCUCAUGAAACCUGAACAAGCCAACCGCUCGCAGUCACGUCUGUUUCCCUGCGUGCCUCCAUGCAGGACUCUUCCUGCUGCUGCUGCUGCUGUUGUGUUUUUUCUCAUUAGCACGAGAAAUCGGAUUAAAGGCUGUCACACAUCGGCCGUGUCAUUUCACACGAUGAAUUUGUCCCAUUUGUUUUUCCAGAUUAAGCUGAGUCUGACCAAUCGGAUCACUGCGUUUGGUAACAAAUCGCAGCAUGUGAAAAAUUCCAAAUUUAGUUUUUUGCAACGCGCUCGGUGCGCAAAGGCCUCAAGUCGAGGAAGCUUCCGUUAACGCGGCCUAGCACCUCUACAGUCUCUGAGCGCUACGACACGCAGGACGCCAGUUAAAAGUAAACUCACCAGAGCAUGAAUGUCACCGCUAUCGUCCCCUAUCACCCUCACUUGUGCUGAAGGUGGCUGAGAGACUUGGGCAUGUGAGGCUCGAACUGCAGCUCUGUGACGUGUAUAUCUUCAUUUUACAGUCGGUGAUUUCUUAGGCGCUCACAGGCAGGUCUGACGCACCCGGUUAAAUGGUGACCCGGCUCCAAAACACACACAGUGUUAGAAAAUAGCAGGAGGCGAAAGAGAAGCACGAUCCAGAGGCAGAUCCUGUGCCUUGGCGGGACAAUGAUGAAAUUAAAGUUGCUGCCGCGGCUUCUCUGCCACUGAUUUAAAUUGGCCCUUUUUGCUAACAUUGUGGUCGUGACAGUCCAACGAACCCAGGUCACUCCAGGGCUGCUUAGUAUCUGCUUACUGUGGAGAUUUGUGGUCCUCUUUUGGUCAAAAUGUUCUUCACAAAAAAAUGAUUGAAGGUUUGACUGUGAGCAAACAUGAAAGUUUAACAUUGGAGCAGGCUCUCCUCCUGCUCUCUUUACUGGAAACAGUGGUGCUGGAGCACAUUCAGCUAAUUCUACUUCUUGUUUCUGGCUCUUCUUUUUUUUGCUGAUAAAAACAUCUCUCACUGCACAGAGCUGUUAAUAAAAAGAUAUCUAUAAAGCAACAAAAUUCAGAGACCAAGGCUGAUGUCAUACAGAGGCAGAGACAAACAGUCCUCUCAGAUCUCUUAAUCAGAGGGACGCACUGCUGAGCGCUGAUGCUGCGGCACAAAGACAUACGAGGGGCUCUUGACACGGAAAGGUAAUUAGACAUCAUCAGAGAUGGCUAAGUGGAAAUAUCCAACCACGUUCAAGCUCCCAGACUGACAUCAACACCCAUGUUGUUCCGGCACGCGGGUGGAUGUCAGCUGCAGUUGGAUAUGUGCAGAUGGUGAGCGUGGUCAUAAACACAGUUUUUCGGUUAUGCUUUGGCCUGCAAAUGCACGGCGAGGCCGGUAACGUGGGCGUGUUUUGUUCCUACGCGUAUCUGUGGACUCGAGUAUCACUUUAAAUUUAAAAGACAUUGAAAUUAAGGCCUCAUUGUUCCGUGUUUACACCAACUCAUAAGAAUUCAUGAGAAAACAGCGUGCCCAGACCGUGGUUAGACCUCGGUUCAUAAUGUACUUGCAAUCGAUUCUCCAAAAUUGAAAAGCAGUUGGCUUUCAGGGCUCAGACGCGUUCCACCUCUGCCCACAAUCCUUUGCAAUUUGGAGUAAUUUCCUGUAACCGGAUCAGAUGCUGUUCUCACUGCUCGCCUCUCUGAAGGUGCAGCUCCAACCCAGGCUGCCUGUUUCUGUGCCUGUGUCCCUGAGAGCGGGAGAGCAGGGCAAUAGGUUCGUAAAGGGCCGUGAAGAUUUUAGCAAACAGAAAAUAUUCUUCAAAGCUGCUUUUGUCAUGAAAAGUUCCUGAACUGUUCCUGAUGUGGAGCCCAAACAGGAAGUGUGCAGUUUAUCAAAAUGAUUUCUCAUUUAUUGUUAUUGUUAUUAUGAGUGUGACACCAGAGUCCUCACACAGCUGAUCUUUAAGUCGUCCAGUGUUCUGAGCAUCGGUGACAUGAAGCAUGCGUGCGAGAUAAUCCGAGCCAGUUGGCGAGCAGCAGCAUCACCUCCUUCUAAAGUGAAUUCUGGCUUUAAGCAGCUGAUCCGUCCCUCACUAACAUCGCUGCAGAUGGUGUCUCUGAAUCAUCAGUCUUCCUUUUAACUGUCUGUCUGUGACAUCAGUCGGUGCCCGUCCUUGUGUGUGUUGUAAACCUUAGCUCUCCAACCUUUGCAAACUCUAGUGGGACAGUUUUUUUUAAACAGACCAAAAGCAUCACCUGUCUGUUUGGAGAGCAAGUGUGAGGUCAGAGGGCCAUGCAGCCAAACUGGAAACGCCUCCAUGAUCCCACGUGUGAGGACAUGUAGGUCUUAUCAAGUCUGACGACAGCCUUGGAUUAGCGCUGCGUGCUCACGCUCAGAGUUCUGCAGAGGAGCUCAAGUCUCUCGUUUAAUGUUCGGCUUUGUGACUACAGAGGUCAGUUUCUACUCUCCGUUUCUACUCUCACUAGAGCCUAAAAGCACAGGCAGCAGCAGGAUGUAGUGGGUAUUUAUUAAUCUGACCACACAAAGUUUGUUCCUGCGGUUAAAGGAAGGAGACAGAUGAGUUAAAUUUCAGCCUGUUCAAAGCAUUUAGAGAGAGAAACACAAAAACACAACAAAUCUUAUUAUCUUGGGGGCUGUGACUGCACUACACCUUCAGUGUGUUCAUAACCUCCAGUUUAUCCACUGCGAUCAACAGGGUUCUUCUUUCGUGAGCUCACACAUCAUCUUGGGACCGAAGUUCUCGGCAGAGCAGGCGGAGGACGCCCCCCACAUGCUUCAGCGUUUCAUGGCUGCUGUCCAAGUCCUGCUUUAUAGGAAACACAGCUGGAUCUUUCAUUGAUAGCGUUGACAGAAUCAGGAUAAAGACUUCCAGCAGAGUGCAGAAUGUAUGCAUGCAGCAGGAUGUGAACAGCAACUGUCGGCUGCUCUUCUAGUGCGUCUUCCUCCUGCUCUGAAUCACGUCUGCAGAACCCGUCAGAGGUUUGGAGCAAACCUCUGACGGGUUCUUUAACUUCUGUUCACAGCCUGCAGCAUGAAUGUGUAUAUAAACUAAACAUAUAACUCCCAUAACCUGUCCAAAGGAGACAAAAUGACUUUUAUAAAACUCUUCAGUAUUUAUUUUGACAGAACAAAAUGGGUAUUUUCAUGUAUUAAAAGAGCAGAAAAGCUUCUCUUUCAGGGAGCUGACAUGUGUAUGACUUUGUUUCUGUUGCUAUGUGACAGUUCUGAUAAAGGAGAA